AUGGGUGGUUUUCAUGGAGUCGUCGGAACCCAAGAUUCGGGCAAGGUCCACCACAUCACAGAAAGUCUUGUCGCUUUUGAGUACAUCACAUCCAGGGCCAAUGAGAAACCUCAUAGCUUGGUCUUCAUAGGCGGUCUGGGAGAUGGGUUAUGUACUGUGCCGUACCUCAAGGAUCUCGCUGCCGGUCUUGAGUCUACAGAAUGGGCACUGUUCUCAUUUAUCCCGAGCUCGGCAUAUGAUAUGUGGGGAACUGGUCGACUGGGCCAGGAUGUAGAAGACAUCGCACAAUGCGUCGAGUACAUCACCAAGUACAAGAAACAGUCCCUGCCGACAAGUCAGACCCAGCAAUCGCCCAAGCUUGUAAUCAUGGGGCACUCUACGGGUAGUCAAGAUGUCUUGCACUAUCUAUACUCACCCAAUCCACUACCAAUAGAUGCCGUCUUCGACAAGGGACUCCGUCACAUCAAUCGACCUGUGGUAGAUGGUGCAAUCAUGCAAGCCCCCGUCUCCGAUCGUGAAGGAAUCUUGGCUGGACUUACUGAUAAAGAUGGAAACUUCCAUGAUGCAGAAGUUGAAGGCGCAUAUCGUCAGCUCGUCGAAAUGGCCAAAACAUGCACCUAUUCUUCAGGGAAUGCGUACGAUGUCAUUUUACCCCCAUCAAUGACUUCCAAGAUCGGAUAUCCGCCCGCUCCAAUCACAGCAAGGCGCUUCCUCAGCCUGAUUUCUCCGGACGCGCCUGAGAAUCCUGGAGAGGAUGAUCUCUUCAGCUCGGACUUGUCUGAUAAACGGCUACAGGAGACGUUUGGGAUGAUUGCGACUCGAGAUUUACUCAGAAGUAAGCUUUUGGUUCUAUACUCAGGUAGCGACGAACAUGUUCCAAAGGAUAUAGACAAGGUUAAGCUUCUGGAGCGCUGGAGGGCAGCUUCGGAUAAGUCUUAUCAGAAGGUAUGGGAUGAUGAACACAGCGGUAUUGUACCUGGAGCAUCACACAACUUGGGAGGCGACGAGGAAGAUGACGCCAGGCAGGACUUGAUCAAUCGAGUCAAGUUAUACCUGGAAGAUGUAAGAGCGUCUAGAUAA
Talaromyces amestolkiae is the source of this 1080-nucleotide messenger RNA. RefSeq lists its product as uncharacterized. The record is from RefSeq and is a predicted model, not a curated record. Lineage: Eukaryota; Fungi; Ascomycota; Eurotiomycetes; Eurotiales; Trichocomaceae. The coding region runs from base 1 to 1080 and encodes 359 amino acids. The transcript is spliced from 2 exons.